Cucumis sativus (cucumber) is the source of this 2250-nucleotide messenger RNA. Its product is annotated as eukaryotic translation initiation factor 2A. Gene Ontology annotation, biological process: translational initiation. Gene Ontology annotation, molecular function: translation initiation factor activity; protein binding; mRNA binding. NCBI's taxonomy places the organism in Eukaryota, Viridiplantae, Streptophyta, Magnoliopsida, Cucurbitales, Cucurbitaceae. The record is from RefSeq and is a predicted model, not a curated record. The transcript is spliced from 13 exons. Bases 206 to 1765 code for a protein of 519 amino acids. Gene Ontology annotation, cellular component: cytosolic small ribosomal subunit.
UUCAUAUGUUAACGAUAACCUAAUAAAAGAAAUUUGUUUGGGGUUUUACCGGUCUUUCUUCUUCACCUUCUCCGGCAUCGGAAGGAGCGUACUCUAUCUGAAGUCGGCCCUAAUUUCAUCAUCACACUCAACCUCCAUUCAAUCUUCCUUCUUCUGUUACUUGUACCAAUUUCAUUGAUCUUCAAUCAAUUCGUCUCCGACUCCCAUGGCCACCUCUCAACAUCCACCACCUUUACAGAUUCUUGUUCGAGGAUCAGAUGGUUUUUCAAUUUGGAAUGGACCCCCAUUCAUCGACAACCAACCCACCAUCAACAAACUCGACAAGGUUGCUUGCACCAGUACGAAAUUCAGUGAAGAUGGAUCCAAAUUGCUGGUUACGAAGUCUGAAACUUUGACCAUUUACGAAUGCCGUGGUUUUGGAGAGAUCAAGUCUUUUGAAGUACCCAAUUUGCUUGCGGCUGCUUUGUCACCAUGUGGGACUUAUCUCCAGACAUUUCAGAAAUCUUCAACUCCUCAAGAAAAGAAUGUUGUUCUCUGGAAGGUUGACACUGGUGGUCUUGUGUACUCUCAAUUUCAGAAGAAUAUGACCAAAGUGUCAUGGCCUGCAAUUCGAUUCAGCUCUGAUGAAACUGUUGCCUGUCGGAUGGCUACUAAUGAGAUACAGUUUUUUGAUGCUAAAGAUUUCUCUAAGGGAGUUAUUCAUCGGCUUAGAGUUCCAGGAGUCACUGCAAUUGAACUCUCAAGGACACCUGGAACCCACAUUGCAGCCUUUGUUCCCGAGUCCAAGGGGGUUCCUGCCAGUGUCCAAAUCUUUGCUUGUGGAGAUUCACAAACUCAACCGAUUGCUCGACGAAGUUUUUUCCGUUGUUCAACGGUACAACUAAACUGGAACAAUGGUUCUACUGGGCUUCUAAUUGUUGUGCAAGCAGAUGUAGAUAAAACCAACCAGAGUUAUUAUGGUGAAACAAAGUUAAACUACUUGACAACCGAUGGUGUUCAUGAAGGACUUGUACCACUUCGUAAAGAAGGGCCCGUCCAUGAUGUGCAGUGGUCACAGAGUGGUUCAGAGUUUGCAGUAGUAUAUGGGUUUAUGCCUGCAAGAGCAACGGUGUUUGACAAGAAGUGCAAGCCUCUUCUUGAGCUUGGAGAAGGUCCCUACAACACUGUACGAUGGAACCCGAAGGGGAAAUUUCUAUGUUUGGCUGGCUUCGGUAAUCUGCCUGGUGACAUGGCAUUUUGGGACUACAAGGAGAAAAAACAACUUGGAAGAACAAAAGCUGAAUGCUCCGUUACUAGCGAAUGGUCCCCAGAUGGGCAGUUUUUCAUGACUGCCACAACGGCUCCAAGACUUCAAGUUGACAAUGGGAUAAAAAUUUUCCAUUACAAUGGAGCUUUAUACUUCAAGAAAAUGUUUGACAAGUUGUUCCAGGCCGAUUGGAAGCCAGAGUCUUCAGAUAAGUUUGGUGAAAUCGAUCUACUAGUUAAGUCUGUAGAAUCGCUAAAUGUUGAUCAAAAGAAAACACAAGGUCAAGGGUCAAAAGUCUCACAAACAUCGCAGAAAACCGCACCUUCGAACCCACCUGUUCAGAAGCCUGCGGCUUAUAGGCCUCCACAUGCGAAAAAUGCUGCUGCUAUUCAGGCAGAGUUGCUUGGAGAAGGCCCUAAAGAAACACUGAGUAAGAACGCCAUGCGGAACAAGAAGAAAAGGGAGAAACAAAAGGAGAAGAAGGCAGGGGAAGCUGCUUCAUCAGCCAAUGAUGUGUGAGGUAUGCAGUAUACAACAUAGAAUUCAGAUGUUUCCAUGUUCGCUUCUAGCAUUUGCUCCAGGAGCUUUUGAAUUUGAAGCUGAGAGCUUUCUCAACAACGGAUUCAAGUGAAAUAUUAACUGCCAAGGGAGACAAUAGGUAGGUUCAAUCCUUCAAGAAUUUUGAGAAAAAUGUUAAAUGUAACACAAGGCUUAAGAGUCUCUUGAGUACCAAGUUAUUAUUGGUCUUAUCUUUAUGGUUUUAUAAACCUUAAAAAGGUGAACCAUCCUUAGCUGCAGUUAUCAUGUUCUUGGAUUAUUUUCAUUAUGAUUCGAAGUUUCAACGCCAAACUGACCAAAAUCAGAUCAAGCCAAUAUGAUUGGAACCAAGAAAAUUAAACAAAUUGAACCAGCUAUCAUUUGCUGUAUGCUUCAGAAAUUGAGCUGAAUACAUGUAGUAUAUAUAAACCAAUUGAAUCAAGUUUCUUUGAUUUUUUUUCUUUUCC